This is a messenger RNA of Lycium barbarum (goji berry), 429 nucleotides long. RefSeq lists its product as uncharacterized. Bases 1 to 429 code for a protein of 142 amino acids. The record is from RefSeq and is a predicted model, not a curated record. Lineage: Eukaryota; Viridiplantae; Streptophyta; Magnoliopsida; Solanales; Solanaceae. The transcript is spliced from 2 exons.
AUGGGUGAGCUAGAAACGAGUAAAGUCCUGAAUCAAGAACUUGACCUUAUUAAAGGCGGUGAUACUCGUUGGGGAUCUCACUACAAGUCGUUUGGAAACUUUAUUAGUAACUUUGCCUCUAUUGUUGACGUACUUGAUACUCUUGUUGCAAAUGCAAGUACUCCGGAUGAAAGAGCUAGUGCAUCGGGAUUUCUCAGAAGUUGUCAAACGUUUGAGACUGUUUUCUUUUUUCAUUUGAUGACUGAUGUUUUAAGAAUCACAUAUGAACUUAAUGUGUCAUUACAGAAAAAGGAACAGGAUAUUGCAAAUGUCAUGACUCUUGUGAAGGUUUGCAAGAGAAGGUUGCAAGCUUUAAGAGAUAAUGAAUGGGAUUCUCUCUUAGAAAAGCAUUCUGGAUGGGAUUCACUUAAAGGAAAGCGGCAAAUGUAG